GGGCCGGAGGAUGCCGGUCCCGCUGGGCCUGGCGAGACGGCUGCUGCUGCCGCCCGUGAGGCUCCCGGAGCGUGCAUGGAAGCGUUCUGCCUUCAUUGCAACCAAGCAGUAUGAUAAUGGACCCCAAUGGAUAAAAGUUGCACUGACUUUGGGCGCAGCUGCAGCCCUGUGGCGCCUACUCUUCAUGAUACACAAGAGGGAUUUGAAGGAAUAUGAAAGAAGACAAAAAGCACUGUGUGAAAAAUGUACAGACAUUCAGAAUUGAAGAUAUGCUUCAGGAUUUAGCAGUGGUUAUAGUCAACAAGACAAUGAAUAACUGUAAAAAAAUAAAAUAUCCAGAUAACCGUGUCUUUACCAGUCCACUCAUUUUAUGUGCAGAACUGUAAAAUAAAUGGUAACAUUUGAA
Messenger RNA from Alligator sinensis (Chinese alligator), 406 nucleotides. RefSeq names its product NADH:ubiquinone oxidoreductase subunit C1 (gene NDUFC1). The record is from RefSeq and is a predicted model, not a curated record. Gene Ontology annotation, cellular component: mitochondrion. The coding region runs from base 11 to 265 and encodes 84 amino acids. NCBI's taxonomy places the organism in Eukaryota, Metazoa, Chordata, Crocodylia, Alligatoridae. The transcript is spliced from 4 exons.